AUGGAAGAGGCUUACAAGCAGUAUGCGAACCAAGCGCGUCGGAAGAACCGCUCCAGCGCGAACCUCAACCACCUCUCCCUCGCCCCCUUCACCUCGAGGCUGCCCCUCCAGGACGACGAUGCCCUCCCCGAACACCUAACCUCGCCGCACCACAGCACGUCCUACCUGCAGGGCAAGUCCGCCCCCACAACGCCGGGCCUGCUAUCCCGCUCGCCCGUCCGCCGCUCCUCCGUUCCGCACGCCGACCUCCCUAAGAGCAAGUCGGCCACGCACCUGACGCCUACCGCCAGCGACCGAAAACCACACAGCCGCAAGUCCGUCUCCGGCACCACCUCGCCGACCGUACGUCGCCGCAAGGACAAGGAUGACUUCUCGGUCGGGGAUCGAAACGACAGCGAUUGGCUUCUAAGGACCGGCGCCCUCAUCAGCAACGAGAACCGCGAGUUCAAGGGACAGGCCUGGCUGGUGUCGAGGCAGAGCUCCACGAGCUUGACGGGCAUGCGGGACGCGGAUGAGGAGGCGUUUGAGAGGGAACUGGCCCGGGAGCGGGAGCUCGCCAGCCGCCGGAGCAGCCGGCGCGGCAGUCUCGCUGACUUGGAGGGGUCGUACACCCAUUCCGCCAGGCCUAGUCGUCCUGGGAGCCGGUCAGCUAGCAGAGUCGGCACCCGAAGCCAGAUGUUGACGCCCAUGGAGCGCCACUCGCUGGACGAGGGAUACUUCCCUCGCCACGAAGGCGACGACUACGUCGCCGGCCCCGACUUUGUCAACCUCGACGAGCAGUUCGAGUCCUUUGAGUUCGACACGACCCAGGACGACGAGGCUGCCGUCAGAAGGCUCGUCAAGGGCGAAAGAGCCGGGAGCGCGUCAUGGGUCGGCAACAUCCUAGGAUGGCCGUUGUUCGCUGUCGAGGAGAACGAGGAAGAGUCGGAUGACGAAGAUGUCGAAGGCGACUUUGAAGUUGAAGGGGACGAAGAGGGGUCGCAGGAGCUCCACCGCUCGUGGUCAGCCCGCCAUUUUGAGGGUGUUACCGACACCCCGGGAGAACGGAUCCCGCCCCCAAAGGCCAACGAGGGUGGCUGGCAGGACGCGGCAUGGCUGCUCAGUGUGGCCACCAAAGUUCUGUUGUGA
Messenger RNA from Colletotrichum higginsianum IMI 349063, 1128 nucleotides. RefSeq lists its product as uncharacterized. The coding region runs from base 1 to 1128 and encodes 375 amino acids. NCBI's taxonomy places the organism in Eukaryota, Fungi, Ascomycota, Sordariomycetes, Glomerellales, Glomerellaceae. The transcript has a single exon. The record is from RefSeq and is a predicted model, not a curated record.